AUGUGUCACUGUCCUCAGGAUGGCCCAAGAACCUUCCUUGGAUGUCUGAGCGACUGCUGUCAUUGCUAUCUGACCAUCUCAAUUUGUCCAAGGUUCUUAUUUCUCACUUUUGUUUCAGCUGUCCAGGCUGCCAUCCUCUCUGGUGAUAAGUCGGAGAACGUUCAGGACUUGCUGCUGCCAGAUGUCACUCCUCUGUCCCUUGGAAUUGAGACCGCUGGUGGAGUCAUGACCGUCCUCAUCAAGCGUAAUACCACCAUUCCAACCAAACAGACUCAGACUUUCACCACCUACUCUGACAACCAGCCUGGUGUGCUUAUUCAGGUCUAUGAGGGUGAGCGUGCAAUGACCAAGGAUAACAACUUGCUGGGCAAGUUUGAGCUUACUGGAAUCCCCCCUGCACCUCGCGGUGUUCCCCAGAUUGAGGUCACCUUUGACAUUGAUGCGAAUGGCAUCAUGAAUGUUUCAGCUGUGGAUAAGAGCACUGGCAAGGAGAACAAAAUCACCAUCACCAACGACAAGGGUCGUCUCAGCAAGGAGGACAUUGAGCGCAUGGUGCAGGAGGCAGAGAAGUACAAGGCUGAGGAUGAUGUGCAGCGUGACAAGGUGUCUGUCAAGAAUGGUCUGGAGUCCUACUCCUUCAACAUGAAGUCCACUGUUGAGGAUGAGAAACUGAAGGGCAAGAUCAGUGAUGAGGACAAGCAGAAGAUCCUUGACAAGUGCAAUGAAGUCAUCAGUUGGCUUGACAAGAACCAGACUGCUGAGAAAGAGGAGUUUGAGCACCAGCAGAAGGAGCUGGAGAAGGUAUGCAACCCCAUCAUCACCAAGCUGUACCAGAGUGCUGGAGGCAUGCCAGGUGGAAUGCCUGAUGGUAUGCCCGGUGGCUUCCCAGGAGCCGGCUCUGCUCCAGGAGGUGGAUCCUCCGGCCCAACCAUUGAGGAGGUCGACUAAGCCAUUCCAAAGCCACUACGCUACCUCCAUAGCAAUGUUUACUGUUGCCCUCUAUAGUUGGACUCCUCUAAAAUUGUUACUUUUGUGGAAGUUUUGGAUGACUUCAACUUGUAGAGAGAUGGUUGCAAUAAAAUAAAAAAAAAAUUAAAAAAGGGGUAUUAACGGGUCACAUUUCCAGAUCACAGGGAACAGAUUUUCUACCUAGAUUGCACAACCUAUUUAUUGACUUGUGAAAUGUGAAUUUCAUAAGCCUUUUCCAACUGCCUCAAUGCUUUGAAGGAAGUGAAUAAAAUGGUGACCUAUUCCUUAAAAAAGGGGUAUUAACGGGUCACAUUUCCAGAUCACAGGGAACAGAUUUUCUACCUAGAUUGCACAACCUAUUUAUUGACUUGUGAAAUGUGAAUUUCAUAAGCCUUUUCCAACUGCCUCAAUGCUUUGAAGGAAGUGAAUAAAAUGGUGACCUAUUCCCA
Sinocyclocheilus grahami is the source of this 1418-nucleotide messenger RNA. RefSeq names its product heat shock cognate 71 kDa protein-like. Lineage: Eukaryota; Metazoa; Chordata; Actinopteri; Cypriniformes; Cyprinidae. The record is from RefSeq and is a predicted model, not a curated record. Gene Ontology annotation, molecular function: ATP binding; ATP-dependent protein folding chaperone. Bases 1 to 948 code for a protein of 315 amino acids. The transcript is spliced from 5 exons.